This is a messenger RNA of Scophthalmus maximus (turbot), 2569 nucleotides long. It is a transcript of the gene mfsd8l2, whose product is annotated as major facilitator superfamily domain containing 8-like 2. Gene Ontology annotation, biological process: transmembrane transport. Gene Ontology annotation, molecular function: transmembrane transporter activity. The transcript is spliced from 11 exons. Lineage: Eukaryota; Metazoa; Chordata; Actinopteri; Pleuronectiformes; Scophthalmidae. The coding region runs from base 78 to 1505 and encodes 475 amino acids. The record is from RefSeq and is a predicted model, not a curated record.
UUCCGCCUCUGAGCAACAUUUCUGAACAUGUGCAGUCAGAGUUUUUGUGUAUAAGACGUUACAAGCCACUGGGCACAAUGGAUAAUAACCGAAAGAGGAAUCUAACUUUUGUUACCAUUGGGCUGAUAUUCAUGCUGAGCGGCAUCGAGUAUGCCGUCAUCCUGCCGACAAUAUGGCGGUAUCUGCAGCUUUUGGAGGCCCCUCCUUACUUUCUGGGUCUGGGUCUGUCUGCCUUCAGUUUGAGCGGGCUGCUCACAGGCCCGCUCUUUGGGAUCUGGUCGGACCGGUGCAAAACCACGAAGUCCAUCAUCCUUUUCUCCAAUCUCUUUGAGAUUGCCGGGAGCUUCAUGUAUUUUAUUGGAUAUUCAAAGUGGCUGUUGUUAAGCAGCCGUCUUGUAGCAGGUGUCGGUGCAGGAGCGGGGUCCUCCAUCUUUGGUUUCCUGACUCGGAGCACUCGGCCAGAUGAGCGCUCCGGGAUCUUUGCCGCGAUCAUGGCCUGUCGACAAGCGGGCCUCCUUGUCGGGCCGGCGUUCAACCUGUUCCUGCGGUUGUGCGAUUUCAAACUGGGGCCCUUUGUUGUGAACAAGUACACGUCUCCUGGGAUCUUCAUGUGCCUGUUGUGGGUGCUGCUCCAGUGUGUUGUCCUGGCUAUGUAUUGGGAUGUGCCCCCCAUCAGCUCAGAAGAAGGAGCCGAGAUUCUGGAGAUGAAACUGGAGGAGGAUGAGGAGGAGGUGCCACUGAUGGGGUCCAACGAGGAGCUGUCACACACCUACAGAGCCGUCAGCUCCGACCCAUUGGAGACUCCCGCCUCGUCUGAGAUGCAGCCCGCCCGUGGUGCCUCGAAGGCCUCAAACCCCUACAAGAACUUCAGUGCCAGCAGAGAGUUCCUGAGAGAGGAGGUGGUUGUUCUCCUCACGGCUCAGUUCAUCACUCUCUUCAAUCAGACAGCGCUGGAGACCAUGGUGACUCCCCUGACGCAGCGCUACUUUGGCUUCGGUGAGCUGGGCAACAGCCUGAUGUACGGCCUGUGUGGGGUGGAGGUCAUUCUGGGCUUCUUCUUUGUGCGCUGGCUGAGCAGGAAGGUGGCGGACCGCGUCGUGCUGGCCGUGGGCCUGGUCAUCUGCUCCGCCGCCUGUAUCUGGUCCCUCAUCUUCCUCUGCAACCUCCGAGGUGGUUAUGGAUGGGAGCUGACAGCCUUCAUCAUCGGAGUGUUUCUGCAGCUGCUCGGCCUUCCCUUCGUGGCCGUGUCUCAGGUGUCUCUGUUCUCCAAAGUCACAGCGGAGAAAACACAAGGCUUCAGCCAAGGUGUCAGACGCUCGGUUGGGGGCCUGGCCACCAUCUUGGGUCCUUUGUGGGCUGGGGGACUGACCAAUAAUCUGUACAUAAUGCUGGGCAUGAUGCUGGCUCUCCUCAUGAUGAUCACAGUUAUGGCUGCACUGUCCUACGACCGCCUGACUGAGCCCAGGGUGGUGCAGUGCGCCCAGAGCUCUGACAGCGGAGGAUAGAGGCGCAGUCCGUCUGGAGAGCAGGACAGGCAGAAGACGCGCAGAGGGAUUGCCCUUCACUGCUGAGAGAAUCUGGAGAAGUUUUGCUGCAGGCGAAAAUAUAUGAGUGUGGAAUAAAUAUGUUCAGUUAGUACGCUACCCCUCAGAACCCGUCAUUGAGGCGAGAACACAGGUCGCAGGUAAAAUACGAAGCAAUGCGUGAUCUCUGUUCAGACUUAUAAUAAUAAUAAUAAUAAUAAUAAUAAUAAUAUAUUUAAUUUUUAAAGCGCUUUUCAUGAACCCAAAGCGCUGGUACGAAACAAAACGAAACAAGAAAACAAACAGAGAAGAUUUGAUUAGGAUCUACCUCGUAUGCAUAUCACUAGACUAUUGAUUAUAUUUUACACAAGGGGGCACCAUUGCUUUCAUAUUGAAUAUUCAGAAGCACAAUUGAAGAUGAAAGCCAUUAUUUUUAGACUUAACUAUUUAUAUUCCCAGGUGUUGAUGGAAAGAUAAGAGAGCAGGUUUUCACCAUGUGACCCAUGUACCAAUUUUUUUUUUCUUAUUUCUUGUGCCGAGUCUUUCAUCAUCCUAAAAAAAACAACAACCCCAAAACAAUUGACACAAUGAGUGCAGAAGAGAAGCUGUCAACAUCUUAGACGCUGAUAGGAGAGGGUCAAAAAAAAAGAGAGGAGCUUUAAAGAUUCCUUGCUAUGUAUUUGUAGUGUUGGAGGAAAACUGUGCAUGUUUAUUGUUAAAAUGAAACACAAAGCCUCGACUGUAACAGAAGCAGUUUGAAAUUAUCUGGAUCUGUUCCUUCGUCUCUUACGUGGAACUGAGAAGCUCGUGAACGAAAAGCAAAUUUUCCAAAAAAUAUUUGCUACUUAUCGUUCUCUAUCUUUGAAAAGUUUAAUUUCCUGUAUUCAUAAUUCAAAACAGCAACUUGUGCGUAGUGUAUAGUCAGCUGUUCUUGCCGGUGUUCUCCUCUAGGAUGUGCUACAUGCUGCAUGCAUCUGCGUCUAACAGGAGGCUGCUGUGAGCAACAUCAAGGCAUUGUAGAUUCCCUUUGUACCAAUAAACGUGGA